Molecule: messenger RNA, 2658 nt
Organism: Salmo salar (Atlantic salmon)
Lineage: Eukaryota; Metazoa; Chordata; Actinopteri; Salmoniformes; Salmonidae
Gene: utp25
Product: UTP25 small subunit processor component
Biological process (GO): maturation of SSU-rRNA from tricistronic rRNA transcript (SSU-rRNA, 5.8S rRNA, LSU-rRNA)
Cellular component (GO): small-subunit processome; nucleolus
Molecular function (GO): rRNA binding; U3 snoRNA binding
Source: RefSeq, a predicted model, not a curated record
CCGGAAGUGACGCUAUUGAUCUGCGAAAAAACCCAAACACACGUGUGUCCCGACCAAGCUAAAGUUAUCUAGCUAUCUAGUGACUGAACCGUCAACAAUGGGGAAGAGAAAACAGAAGAAUCAGAUCUUCAAUAAUUUAUCAAAAAAGCAGAAGAAACAUUUGAAAGAAUUUGGGGAGGAGCAUCCAUUCCAUGAUAUAGUCACAGAAAAGGCGGAGAAAACACAAAUAUUGGAUCUGCCAGACAGCCCAGUACAGUCCAGUGCUGAAAGUGACGAGGACAACGAACCAGAGCACAAGUCAGCAUACCAGAAGUUGUUGUCUACUCUCAGCAGCCCUGCAGACCACGAAAGCGAAGAUGAGAGUGUAGAUGAUGAAGAAGAGGUAGAAGAGCAUCUCAGUGAAGAAGGAAGUGAUGGAGAUGAGGAAUAUCAAGAAGCAGGAAAUAAUUUGACUGUGACACCAGAAGAGGCAGAUGAGGGGGAAGCAGGACCAAAUGAAGGGGGUGAGGACGCUAUGGAGGAUGAAACAGCGGGAGGAGUGGAGUUUGAGGACAAAGAACAUGAGUCUCAGUUCUGUCUGGAGAACAACUUCUCUGGAGAAGGAGAACAGGAGGGUGCAGAGAGCACUGCUAAACAAGAGGACAAGGAAGACUCCUUUAAGCUGCACCUUGACACAGAGAUUAGUGAGGAGGACGUAAAACGGAUCACUGCUGGCACUAAGGCCAAGGCUCAGGUCAAGUGGCCAAAACUGGGCACCCUCCUCUGCUCCUCCCCUCUGGAGAGGUUUGGUCCUGCCGGCCAGGAGAAAGACAAAAGGCCUCUGGCGCUCCACAAAGUCCUGGAAACUAACUGGACGUCUCUGAACCACACCUCCAACCCUAAGGGGGCUGUGGAGGAGGUCAGUCCACUGCAGCUGGAGCUGCUGUCUCUCAUGGGUUCCUACAGGGACGUGUACUUCCCAGAGAGCUCACCACUCACCGAGGGCCAGCAGGUCCGCAGUGCCUACUGCCUCCACGCACUCAACCACGUGCUGAAGGCCAACUCCGGCGUUCUGGGUCAUAAUGCCCAGACGAGGGAGAACCAAGCCGCGGACAAGGCCGGGGGGAACAAGGUCGAAGUUGAGCCACAGGAUGAGCCCCGGGACCAAGGCCUGACCCGACCCAAGGUUCUGAUCCUGGUGCCGUUCCGAGACGGAGCGCUGCGGGUGGUCCAGACCCUCAUCAACCUCCUGGAGACCAAGGGGAGGAAGAUGGAUGUCAGCAACAAGAAGAGGUUCAAGGACGAAUUUGGAGAGGAGCCAGUGGACACGCCACCCAACCUCUUCAGACCAGACGACUACACCGCCAUUUUCUCUGGCAACAUCGACGAUCACUUCAAGAUAGGAGUUUCCAUCUUGAGGAGAAGCAUUCGGCUCUAUGCACCCUUCUACUCCUCUGACAUCAUCAUAGCGUCUCCGCUGGGCCUGCGUACGGUGCUGGGGGUGGAGGGCGAGGCCAAGCGGGACUACGACUUCUUGUCCUCCAUCGAGAUACUGGUGGUGGACCAGGCCGACGUCUUCCUCAUGCAGAACUGGGAGCACCUACUGCAUGUGAUGAAGCAUCUGAACCUGCAGCCCUUGGACCCCCAUGGGGUGGACUUCUCCAGGGUGCGCAUGUGGAACCUGAACAACUGGGCCAAGUACUAUCGCCAGACACUGAUGUUCAGCUCUAUCCAGGACCCACAUAUCAACAACAUCAUCUCUAAGCACUGCUUCAACUACCGCGGCCAGGUUGCCACCAAGAAUAUGCCUAUAACAGGCUCUAUCUGCCAGGUUCUGGUUCAGCUCCCUCAUGUCUUCCAGAUGAUCAACUCUAACAGCUUCAUGGACCAGGAUGCAAGGUUCCAAUUCUUUGUGGACAAGGUCCUGCCCCAGUACAGGGACUCAGUCAUGUCCCACACACUCAUCUAUGUUCCCUCAUACUUCGACUACGUCCGACUGCGCAACUACAUGAAGAAGGAGGAGAUCAACUUUGCCAGCAUAUGCGAGUACUCGACCAAGUCAGAGGUGUCCCGUGCCAGGCACUUUUUCCAGAAGGGAGAUAAACAGUUUAUUCUCUUCACCGAACGCUUCCACUUCUACAAGAGAUACACCAUCAAGGGAAUCCAGAACCUGAUCUUCUAUGGGCUGCCCUCCUACCCUCACUUCUACAGUGAGGUGUGCAACAUGCUGCAGGCAGGGGGCCAAGGAGAGGAGGCUAGCUGGACUUGCACAGCCCUCUACUCAUGCUAUGACGCCCAGCGCCUUGCUGCCAUCACCGGGGCCCAGAGGGCCGCUCAGAUGCUGCAGUCCCAGAAGCCUGUACACCUGUUCGUCACGGGCGAAGAGAAGGGUCCUCUGGGCCCCUAACACACAGAUGGAAAGUGACUGAUAUCUGUAGGUAGGAAGAGGGAACUUCUCUUUCAACAGCCAUUUUGUUUUUACGACACAGGUCAUCAAUGAUGCCGAUCAUGAAAAUGUAUUGACUUUAGUCUGACAUGCUGUUGAAAAGAAUCUCUGCUUUCUAAUGAUACCAACUUUGUCUCUUUGAAUGUCAUUGAACAGUGAUUUUUAUAUGAAUACACCCAAAGUUUCUGUCAGUGUUUCAAGUAUCAAUGGUAUUAAAGUGAUGUUAGUUGAGA